Molecule: messenger RNA, 165 nt
Organism: Penicillium salamii
Lineage: Eukaryota; Fungi; Ascomycota; Eurotiomycetes; Eurotiales; Aspergillaceae
Source: the annotation of a GenBank genome assembly
AUGAUGAGCCAACUUAAGGUCCAGAUCGUCGGCCCUUCUCUCAGUCGACUCUGUAUCAGUCAUGUGCUAAUGUGUCUACCCGAUGCAAGGCUCAGGCCACAAUGGGCCUGUACUACCGUGCCUCGGCAUUCGAACACCGCGAAAGAACAGCCUCCUUGUGGAUGA